AAUGGGGCAGAGCCAAGAUGGCGGCGAGCGCGGGCCCCUCGCUCUUCGAGUGCCCCAGCUGGGCAGGAAAACCACCACCUGGCUUACACCUGGAUGUAGUCAAAGGAGACAAACUCAUAGAGAAACUCAUCAUUGAUGAGAAGAAAUACUAUCUCUUUGGGAGAAAUCCCGAUCUGUGCGAUUUUACCAUCGACCACCAGUCUUGCUCUCGGGUCCAUGCUGCCUUGGUCUAUCACAAACACCUCAAGAGGGUUUUCCUCAUAGAUCUAAACAGCACACAUGGCACAUUCUUGGGUCAUAUCCGUUUGGAACCUCACAAACCCCAGCAGAUACCCAUCGAUUCCACGGUUUCAUUUGGCGCUUCUACACGGGCUUACACUCUGCGGGAGAAGCCCCAGACCCUGCCAUCAGCAGUGAAAGGGGAUGAGAAAAUGAGUGGUGAAGAUGAGGAACUCAAGGGCUUGCUAGGCCUACCCGAGGAGGAGACAGAACUUGAUAACCUGACAGAGUUUAAUACAGCCCACAACAAAAGAAUUUCCACACUAACCAUUGAGGAAGGGAACUUGGAUAUUCAGAGGUCGAAAAGAAAACGGAAGAACUCCAGAGUGACAUUCAGUGAUGAUGAUGAGAUCAUCAAUCCAGAGGAUGUGGACCCUUCUGUUGGGCGGUUCAGGAACAUGGUACAGACAGCAGUAGUCCCUGUUAAGAAAAAACGGUUGGAGAACCCGGGCUCGUUGACCACGGAUGAUUCUGCAUCACGACGUAUGCAAAACUUUCCCUACAGUGGGGGAUUAUAUGGUGGGUUACCCCCGACGCACAAUGAGGCGGGUUCCCAGUCGCACGGCGUCCAUGGGACAGCGCUCAUUGGUGGUCUGCCCAUGCCCUACCCCAAUCUUGCCCCAGAUGUGGACUUGGCUCCUGUUGUGCCCUCAACAGUUAACAUGAACCCAGCUCCAAACCCUGCUGUCUUUAAUCCUGAAGCUGUGAAUGAACCCAAGAAGAAGAAAUACGCGAAGGAGGCGUGGCCGGGCAAGAAGCCGACCCCUUCCCUGCUGAUCUGAGUUUUGUUGGAGGAGGAUGGGAGUUAAGAACUUCAGAACUGUUCAUGUGCAGUAUUGUCUUUUUAAAAUUUCAGUGUCCUAACCAGAUAUAAUACCAAGACUGGAGAAGUGAAGUAUCCUUUAAAGAUCUGUCUUCAAAUGUUUUUAUAUGUCUGUUAAAAAAGUAAAAAUACAGCUCCCAUCUCCUUUUAAACCAAAAUAUCUGGCAGCCUUUUCUUAGCCAUUACUGUCCCCAAUGGUCUUUCCUCUAAAUUUUGAUCAAUACCUUGAAGGGGCAGAAUCAGACAGUUAUAAUUUAUGGCAUGACCCUGCAAAUUUGUGUAUCUAGGUGUCGUGCUUACUAUGAGUAAUAUUGUUCCUGCUGGACUUGCUCAUAGCAGGUCAGCUGUAUCAGAAGUAGGUGUUUGUGGGGCCAAGCCUUUCAGUUCUGAAAGUAUCAAAAUGUAGGUCAGCUUUUAUUUUUUUACAUUUUCAAAAUCCCACCAAUGUGGGGCAUUAUCUUUUUUGUUGUUGUUGUUGUUUUUCUUGGCUACAGCUUGUUUUAAUUUCCACCUAAAACACUACAGCAUCCCCACUAGCUCGUGAGAAUGAGGAGCUGAGGUGGACAAGACACAGGUGGGCUUCCUUAGCUGCACCCCAGGGCAGUGGGGUGGGGUGCUGGGUGGGUGGGCAAAGGGCUCCACACGUGGAUGGGUCUGAGCGUGUGUUGGUGCUAAUGGCCUGGAGGUGUCAAGGAGCCUCUGGCUGGUGGGUACCCACUAUCUGCACUCUCCAAGCAGCAGACAACACACUAGUGUUGUCUCUCUCCCUGUGAUAACUUAAGGUGGAGUUAACACAGAGGAGAACAGUUUAUUUUCAACUUGGUGGCCGUUUGAACUCAAAUAGUUCCAUUUUUAUUUGCAAAAUGGAACUUGUGAGCUUAGAGUAUCUGUGGGAUAAUGCAAGAAGACACCAUAUAGAUGAGCAGCUGUCAGCAGUGUCAGGGGACUUGAGUGUUUAAUGACCAGAACCACAGUCUGCACACUAUUUUGGCUGCUUUUAACAGUGGGUGAGAAUUGAGUGCUACUUAAAGCUGGAAUAUGAAUUAUCAGUAGAGAAUCUGCCUCGCCUUGAAUAAAGCAGUGCACAAGUUGAUUUCAUAAUAUUACAUUUUUUACUAUUUUGUCACUUUUUCCCACUGAAUAAAAUGAUAAGCUUGAUUUGGAUUGUUGCUCUAGCCCCUCAGAUCCUCAGUUUUAGAUUCCAAAAUCUGAUUCACAUGUAUUCAGACACUGUGUCUUUGUACUAGGUAAGACCAGAGCUCUGCUUUUCUUAGGUUUACUCUGAAUUUUUUUACAUUCUAUAAUGCAGUUCAGCUACACAAUCACAUUCCUUUGUGGGUUGGUGGAUUUCUCCAGGAAGUGAGCACUGAAGGAACAGUAGUAUGUGUGUGCAGUACUCCAGCUACCUUGCCAACUAGGGCUGUGAGAACCUGGUGGCUGCUGGAGCAGAGCUGUGUUACAGUAUGUACAGGGUACCCUGUGCACUAGACUUUGGACAGGGGCUCCAAAAUCAGUGUGAGUGCCACAUCUGUAGAGUGGUUGCUUCUAUCAUGUUAGGAGGUAAAAAUGAGCUAGUAGCUACCCCAUUCACAAGAGCAGUGGCUUUAGAAAUUGGUUUCUUCCCCUCUGCACCAUCCUGUCUAGCUCAAACAUGAAUACAGCACCUUCUCCAUCGUAUGGUUGUGCUGCUCUGUGUUUGGUUGCUCUUGAAUUUGAUUCAGUCCUCAGUCUGCUUCCAAACACUCCAUGCUGACUCAAAAUCUUUUUCCCUUUAUUUUUACUUUUGCUUCUUUCUGGUAUAUAGAAUUUUGGGUUUGCAGCCAGUCUGCUUUAUGAAGGCAACUCUUUAGGGUAAAAACUAGGUAGGGCAAGUAAAAGUUGGGCAGAUUUUCCUUUUUUAUCCAUUUUGGUUUUCUUUUGGGGGGGGUUGGGGGGGCUGUUUGUUUUGGUUUUUUGCAAGUGGCUCUUUGCAAGAUUUUUCUUGAAAAGGGAAGCUUUACUGCUCAUUGUUUUUUAAAGCUCUUCUCCCCCCUGGGUUUGAAAAAGCUCUCAUUAUUUUAGAGCUUAGGCACCAUAGCUGGCCGGUACAGGAGGGGACAGUGUCACAUCCAGGGGCUUUGUACAAAGUUUGUACACUUGUGUAAUAUGUAAUAGGCCUUUUCACACUUUCUGUUGAGCUUUUUACCUGUAACCUUUACUAUGUUGUAAAUUAAAUGCAGAUUUUGCCA
This is a messenger RNA of Apus apus (common swift), 3330 nucleotides long. RefSeq names its product protein phosphatase 1 regulatory subunit 8 (gene PPP1R8). Gene Ontology annotation, molecular function: mRNA binding; protein binding; protein serine/threonine phosphatase inhibitor activity. The record is from RefSeq and is a predicted model, not a curated record. NCBI's taxonomy places the organism in Eukaryota, Metazoa, Chordata, Aves, Apodiformes, Apodidae. The coding region runs from base 18 to 1061 and encodes 347 amino acids. The transcript is spliced from 7 exons. Gene Ontology annotation, cellular component: nuclear speck.